This is a messenger RNA of Osmerus eperlanus (European smelt), 5027 nucleotides long. It is a transcript of the gene crb2a, whose product is annotated as crumbs cell polarity complex component 2a. The record is from RefSeq and is a predicted model, not a curated record. The transcript is spliced from 13 exons. The coding region runs from base 155 to 4591 and encodes 1478 amino acids. Gene Ontology annotation, molecular function: calcium ion binding. NCBI's taxonomy places the organism in Eukaryota, Metazoa, Chordata, Actinopteri, Osmeriformes, Osmeridae.
ACUGACUGCUUGUAGUAUGUCAACUGCACCACACAGGGGAUACACACAAGGUGCUUGCUAAACUGCAGGAUGCCAAGACGGGUACUUUUUAUAUGAUUUUUUCCUUUCAUGUAUUUUCCUUGGUGUUCUUGGAGAACUUCAGGUCACCUGCUUAAUGAUGGAGUUUGGAAGAGUUCAUUUAAAUCUCAAGACGGUUUUGCUGACCAUGAUGAUGUUCAAGUGGGGAAUAUUUUGUUCGGCCAGUUCUGAGAAGUGCCUGUCGGGGCCUUGCCAGAACGGUGCUGCCUGUGUGGACACCAUGGACGAUUACGCCUGCCUCUGCAACCAGGAGGGGGUCCGCUACAUGGGCAAGGACUGUGAUGAACUCUAUGACUCUUGCUUGUUUGCGUCUUGCGUCAACUGUACCAGCACUCCAGGCACCACGGAACAUCACUGCAUCUGCCCGGACGGGUUCACCGGGGUGAACUGCACUGAAGAAAUAGACGAAUGCCACAGCAACCCUUGCUUUGAGCCCCAUUCUGAAUGCAUUGACCAGCUGAACAGCUACUUCUGUCGCUGUCCCUCCGGGUACGGGGGAGAAGACUGCCAGACGCACGUCACGGACUGCGUGGACAAACCAUGCCAGAACAACGGGUUCUGUAAACUGUUACCUGAAGGCUAUGAGUGCGAGUGUGCACCUGGUUACGAAGGGGAGCACUGCGAAGAGGAUGUCGAUGAGUGUAUGUCCCACCCAUGUCAAAAUGGGGCCAUUUGUAUGGACGGAGACGCAGAGUACCACUGUUUCUGCGUCCCAGGUUUCCAGGGUUACAACUGUGAGAUUGACAUCAACGAGUGUGCUUCGCACCCUUGCGAGAACAACGGAACCUGUAUUAACGAGAAGGACCGAUACGAGUGCGAGUGCCUCGUAGGGUUUACAGAGGUGAACUGUGAAGUGGAGAUAAAUGAAUGUGAGUCGGAUCCCUGCCAAAAUGAAGCCACCUGCCAUGACCUCAUUGGCCUGUAUACCUGCGAGUGUCAGCAAGGGUUUGAGGGCAUUGACUGUGAGAUUGACAUUGACGAGUGUGCCAGCGAGCCCUGCCAAAACGGAGCAGUCUGCCAUGACAUGGUAGACAGCUACGAGUGUGACUGCAGUGACACAGGGUUUGUUGGGAACCAUUGUGAGGAGGACAUCCUUGAGUGUGCUUCAGACCCUUGUCAGCACGGUGGCACCUGUUUGGAGGGAGUCAAAGAGUAUACCUGUCUCUGUUGGCCAGGUUACAUGGGGGAAAACUGUGAGAUCGACAUCGACGAAUGUGCGGAGGUGCCAUGUGAGAACGAAGGGGAGUGUUUCGAGCGUUCUGACCCCUCUCACUGGGAGACAGACUGGGAGUUCAACUUUGCAGAGGCUUCAGGCUACAUAUGCCAGUGUCAGCCAGGCUUUGCAGGGGAGAACUGUACUGUGAACAUUGAUGAGUGUGAGUCUGAUCCAUGCCACAAUGGAGGCACUUGUGUGGACCAGGUCAACGAGUACACCUGCAUGUGUGCAGACGGAUUUACAGGCGAAAUUUGUGAAGUAAACAUCGACGAGUGCGAAAGCCAGCCAUGCCAGAACGGUGCCUGGUGCGAGGACGGCGUGGCAGACUUCACCUGUCACUGUCCCGAGGUGGAGCCGGAUGUGCUCCCCUGGGGCGGUCACCAUUGUGACGUUCAGCUCCUGGGCUGCAUGGACCACGAAUGCCAGAAUGGCGCCACCUGCCUGCCCUGGUUUGAAUACGGAGAACACACCCACACCUGUCUCUGCCCUCAUGGCUUCUUCAAUGACCUCUGCUCAACCCCAACCACGUUCUCCUUCUCCACUCCCGGAUUUGUAUUAAUUGAAGUCGUUGUGGAAGAGCGCAAACGAAGGGAAGCAAAGCACCACAAGCACCACGGAUCAGGUGUGAGUCUACGCUUCCGGACAACCCUGCCUGACAUGCUCCUCUUCUACAGAGGGGACAUGGAGAACCAUCUCCUGCUUGAGCUCGUAGGGGGAAGUCUUCACGCAAAGGCGUUCUCAGAGGAAGCCGAGCUGGAGGUCACGUUCCCCAGGUUGGCGAGUGACGGGGACUGGAGAGAUGCUGAAGUGUGGUUGAGUGAGGAAGAGGGCUUACUAUUGAUCGUGAAGGGGCCAGGGUGCCACGCUGAAGGAUGCACUGUAGAGGACGGUGGCACUGAAGGCCCAUACUUCCAUCCCUCAGAGGCUUUUACUCAUGUUUAUGUGGGUGGGGCUCCAAAGGAGUUUUUGGAGCUUACCAUGAGUGGUGCCGGGUUCAUUGGAUGUAUGGAGGACCUUUUCAUUGACUCCAAGCCUGUCCUGCCUCAGAACCUCCAGAACAACGAUGCACAUGAGAUGGACAUUGGGUGUAGCAAGACAGAGUGGUGUGAGCAAGACCCCUGCAACAACCGCGGCCACUGUGUGGACCUGUGGACCAGCUCCCGCUGUGACUGCUACCGGCCACACUACGGCCACAGCUGCUCUGAAGAGUUCCCUGCAUGGACGUACAGCCACGAGGACACCGCCAGCUACAGUGCCUAUGACAUCGUCGAGAGCCAUGGCGCCAACUUCAGUGUCUCCUUCUUCCUCCGUUCACUCAAGCCUGACGGCCUCCUCUUCCAGCUGAGGAGGCCCAGUGAGGGUGGGGAUGGCCCCAUGGAGCCCUACUUCUCUGUCUACCUGGGGAUGGGGAGAGUUCUCGUGAAGUCUCUGCCCGAGAGCUCUGCCUUGACAGCGCCCAGCUUCGUGACCACGGGUGACAAGCAGCUUCUGGAGGUGGAGGUCCAUCACGGACAAGUUUACUUCAAACACGAGGGGCUACGCUACAGUAUAGGUGUGGUGCCCGAGGUGGAGGUGCUGAGUGGGGACCUGGCGUACGUAGGUGGUCUUCCUGGGGAUGAUGACUCGGUGGCCUGGGGGGGACACUUUAAAGGCUGCCUGCAGGAUCUGCGUCUGGACAAGGUGCAUCUUGAUGUGGACGCGUGGAAUACUUCGCUCAACAACUCAGAGGGACUGGUGUACUUACCAAGUGGGGCGGAAAACGUUGAGACCGGAUGUAUAAGCGAUAACACCUGCGAGGUGGAACCAUGUCACAAUGGAGGCGAGUGCACCAUCACCUGGAAUGACUUUGCAUGUUCGUGUCCUGAGAGUUUUACAGGACAGACUUGCGAGACACACGUGUGGUGUGUGAGCGACCCCUGUAUCAUGGGGAGCCAGUGUGUGGACCUGACUGAUGGAUAUGAAUGUGUGUCCAACGCCACAUUUGAGAAUAACCCAGUGCAGUACAGCGCUGAGGGUUCCCUGGCAUCCCCAGUGACCAGCGUGUACUUGGAGCUUCGUACUCGCUCAGAGAACGCUGUUCUGCUACGUGCUUCCCACGGGCCAGAGCUGCUGAUGGUGGGUCUGGUGGACUCAUCGGUUCAGGUGGAGAUCCACAGCGGGAACAGCGUUGAAGCCCUGAUGUUCUCUGGGGUGCGAAGAGUGGCAGAUGGUAAUUGGCACAGAGUGCAUGUGUCCAUGGUGGAGCCUGAGAGUGAGGCAUCCCAUUGGGUGAUUACAGUGGACGGGAUCACAGAUGCCAGCAGUACCCCAGAAGUCACUGAAAGUCUUCACUUCCUGAACAAGGACAAAGCCGUGGUGGUUCUGGCAGAGAGUUUCAUUGGUUGCUUGGGCGUCGUUCGAGUGGGCGGGGUCUAUCUCCCAUUUUUGGACAACUUUGACCCUCCUCAGCUGACCCGCUUCCACAAAAUUGGAGAGGGGGAAAUUCACAUGGGCUGUACCAGUUCACCUGUAUGCCAUUUGGACCUUUGCCAGAACGGAGCAACAUGCAAGGAUCUCUUUAAUCUUGUUGGCUGCCUAUGUGCCCCGGGUUGGGAGGGAGAGCAUUGUGAGGUAGACACGGACGAGUGUGUCUCCGGCCCUUGUGUUUACGGAGGCUGUAAAGAUUUGCUGGCGGGUUUUGAGUGCGAGUGCCAUGCUGGAUAUGAAGGAUUGCAUUGUGAAGAGAAUGUGGAUGACUGUAAGGAACACAAAUGCCAAAACGGGGGGACUUGUGAGGACAAAGUGAACCACUACACCUGUAACUGCCCGGAUGACUUCAGUGGUCCACUUUGCCAAUGGCCCUAUCCCCCUUUGCAAUGCGAUGAUGUCCAAUGUGACAACGAUGGAAUCUGUCAUGAUGGUUUGUGGGGUGCAAACUGCACCUGUAUGCCAGGCUUCGAAGGGGACAGGUGUGAGACAGAAGUGAACGAGUGUGGCUCAAACCCCUGUCAGAACGGGGGCACCUGUCUGGAUCGCCUCAACAGGUUUCUUUGUAUUUGCCCUACUGGCUUCAACAGUCCAACUUGCGAUACAAAUAAACAAGCUCAAAAAGAGCGAGUGCCCUGGCUGGUAAUUGCCAUACCUCUAGUCUGUCUCUGCAUUCUCCUGGUGGUCAUCGGCCUGACCAUCAUGGUGAUGACUGCCCGCAAGAAACGGCAAUCUGAGGGUGCCUACAGCCCCAGUUCCCAAGAAGUUGCCGGGGCACGUCUGGAGAUGGACAGCAUGCUCAAGGUUCCUCCAGAGGAACGCCUGAUCUGAUCAUUGCCGUACAUUGUCGGUUUACAGAUGGAUAAUUAUGCAAACUGAUUGUAGAGCACCGCAGGCAGGUGCGCUAGACGUUGCUAGGGCAACUGACUAUAUGGGUCUGGCUGAAAAGGAGGGUGAGAAAGCGUGAAAAGGACUGCUGCCCUCUGCUGGUGUGGAUAUGUUAUUGGCCCAGUGGUGCCAUUUUGUUUCAUAAUUUUGUCUCAUCUAAUAAAAGAGAGGUUUGGUAAAGGUCACAACAAAGCAAUGGUGUACAGAACAGGCAAUGCAUUUGCGAUGAAACAGUGUGGGAUAACAGAUCUAAUAGGUGGAUCUUCCUACAUGAGACAAUGGGAUAAAACACUGACACCCAUUACCCCACGUCAAUGUCUACUUGGUUUGUUUUAAUAUCAGUUUCAUUUAAAUGCUUGCGUACUGGAAAGAAAGGAUG